This is a messenger RNA of Ascochyta rabiei, 1176 nucleotides long. RefSeq lists its product as uncharacterized. Lineage: Eukaryota; Fungi; Ascomycota; Dothideomycetes; Pleosporales; Didymellaceae. The record is from RefSeq and is a predicted model, not a curated record. The coding region runs from base 1 to 1176 and encodes 391 amino acids. The transcript has a single exon.
AUGUUCUAUCAGUUUGUGGACGAUGAAAUGCAGCCAUCGCAAAAACGAUUCCGAGGAAGCUAUAUGGACGCUCUAGCUACGCUGGUGUUGACCCGAUUCUCUGGUUUGCGUUCGUUGGAUAUCUGCGAGGGCUUUCUACGCUACUCGGUCUUAUUACCACAACUCUUAAAGAGGACGGACUAUCUCUUCCCCAAGCUGCGCCAUGUUGUCCUCGGAGACAAGAACCUCGAAUCAAGCAGAAAUGUCUUGUACAUGGACCUCACUCUCAUAAGGCCAAUCUUCUACUCGUCGACAGUUGCCGAGUUUGAGUGCUCCAUGUCUCAGCCUUGGCGGUUCAAAUGGAAUGAUGCCAGGACACCACACAGCUACAGCUUGACUUCCUUGACCUUGUUCCGCACCAACAUUAGUAGAGCAACGCUCAGUGAAUUGCUAUCCGCCACCCCUAAACUGAGAUAUCUCUACCUCGAGCAUGAAUUCGCUUUUAACGCUGCGACACCCAGUGGUCCUUCUCUGUCGCCUUAUCUCGGGCUUGACGAGCUAAACAAAGCUCUCUUCCACGUCAAAAACACCAUGGAGGAAUGCCACUUCAUACUGCGCCUUGGCCCCGGCUCCAUAUCGACGACAGAGUACCCUCUCGCCAGCGUUCGGUUUCCAGCCAUACAAGGGACCUUGGCCAUGCUCAAGUACAUGCCGCGGCUGGUCAAAGCAGAAGUGCCUAUGAUAAUGCUACUUGGCUGGUAUCCAGACUUUGCAGCUAAGCUGGAGGAGGUACUGCCCCACGGGAUUGCCGACCUCACUCUACGCGACGACCUCGUGCGCUAUUGCCCGUGGGUUGCGCCUGCGAAUGCCGAGAGGAAAGUGCUGCGGAUCGGCGAGUACAUCAAAGGGCGGGCGUUCCACGCAACACAUCUGGACUCCCUCAGGGUCCGGCUCACCUCUGCGAAGCGCUCGUUGGGACGUUCGGUUGGUGCUUUGAAUCUAUCCACCACUGGCAGAGGGAGCUGCACCAGCCUGGUCCGGGGGAAGAAGUCGGAAACGUACGGCUGGCGGUUUGAGAAGGUGAAGUCUGCCUCGACAAGCCCAGUUUCUGUGUCUCAAACGGCGCGGAAAGACAGUGUAUUCCGCCCAAAGUCGCCUCUGUUCAAGACGUGCCGGCCCGAGGCGAGCUUCUUCUGA